AUAUGAAACUAACAUACAGUUCAAAACAAACUACACAAACAAUUGAGCGUGGCUUAAAGUAGUGUUGGAUAAAAUUCUUUAAACAUUGCUUAAGAAUAAUGUGUGUUAGAUUAUCUUUAAUUUAUAAAACCAUUCCGUCUUUAAAUUUACAUAUUACAUAUAGAUAAACGGAAUCAAAUAUCUAUGUUGAACUUAAUAUUUACAUUGGUUAUAGGCAUAGUUGUAUUGAUAUUGUUUAAGAUUGGAUAUAUUUGUUACAAAUAUCUGAGAUUUUGUCGUCUGCUACGAAAACUGUCCGUCACUACCGUUCCGGGUCACUGGUUGAUUGGAAAUCUGCGCGAAGAUCAAAUUAAGGACUCUAAAUCAUAUAUUGAUUUAGUCUUGAAAGAAACAAACGAAAGAAACCGGAAGAUUAUUUUACUCUGGUUUGGACCUUUUCCGUCCAUUUCCAUUACUCAUCCGGAUACGUUUAAACAGCUUUCAAAGCAGGUGCCACUAAAGGCUCGCGGGUCCAUGGACGGUUACAGGUUCUUUGAGCCUUGGCUAGGAGAGGGUUUACUAAUUAGUGGAGGGAAGAAAUGGGAACGCAACCGGAAGCUUCUGACGCCAGCGUUUCAUUUCAACAUUCUGAACGGCUACGUUAACGUAAUGAACAACGUUGCAGAUAUCCUAAUGAAAACGUUUACAGAUGCUGCGAAGAAUGGUGAACCGGUUGACGUUUUUCCGAACGUGUGCCGGGCCUCUCUUGAUACCAUGCUACGUUGUUCUUUAUCGUACGACGAGGACCUGCAGAGUACCAGUGUUUCCGAAUACUUAAACAUUGUCAAAAGACUAUCUCAAAUAAACUGGGAACGGUCACUAAAUCUGUCAUUGCUGUCGGAUACGAUGUUUAACCUUUCCUCGCUUGGAAGAGAAUUUUACAAACUUUGCGACAAGGCUCAUAAGUUUACAGGAGACAUCAUUGAGUCGAGAAGAAAAGAAUUGGAUAAGCAGCAGAAUGACGUGACUGGGAAGCGCCGUCUGGAUUUCUUAGACAUAUUAUUAACUGCACGAGAUGAACAUGGGCUCGGCUUGUCUGCACAAGAAAUACAGGAUGAAGUCGAUACGUUUACAUUUGAGGGUCAUGAUACAACAUCAUCAGCCAUUAGCUGGACAAUCUUUGCUCUUGCUAAACAUCCAGUCCUACAAGAGAAGGUUUUCAGUGAAGUCAGAAAUAUCAUUGGAGGGAAUGACAGCUUAUCACCGUACGUUUUCCGACACCUUCUUCAUUUUUAUUUUAGUACUAUAGCCGGGGCCAUUUUUCGAGCAACAGACAAACCGAUUGUUUUAGAUGGUAUAGAGAUUCCUGUAGGUGUCAGUAUUUGGGUACAGAUAUACUGUAUUCAUCAUAAUAAAGAUGUUUGGCCGAAUCAUGAGGUAUUUGAUCCAGAAAGAUUCAGUGCAAACCAAAGAGAUGAAACAGAUAUUUAUGGAUUCAUUCCAUUUUCAGCUGGUUCUAGAAAUUGUAUCGGACAGGUUUUUGCAAUGAAUGAAAUCAAAAUAACAAUUGCCAAACUAGUGAAGAGGUUCGAGUUCCAGGUUGACCCGGAGAAUGAGCCGGUUCUGCUACCAGAUAUUAUCAUGAGGUCUCAAAAUGGAGUGCACGUGAAACUGAUAGAACGGAAGCAUUAAAUUUUUGAAAAAUUGAACCGUUUUCUUAAUUUCAAAUACCGAUUUUAAAACUUAAAAACGAAAUAUUGAUUUGUUAAACAUUAAUUCAACUCAUGUCUCAUUUUUUCUAUUAAUCAUUAUCUUACUUCAUCUUUUGUUUUUAAGAAAUUGAUCUAUAUAUAGUAUGCGAUGAAAACGCUAUAGAAUCAGAAUAACAUUCCUAAUUAAGCUCAGAGAUGGAGUUUUGUAUCUCAUGUGAUGAAAACGCUAUAGAAUCAGAAUAACAUUUCACAUUAAGCUCAGAGAUAUAAAAGUUUUGAAUCGUAUGUGAUGAAAACGCUAUAGAAUCAGAAUAACAUUUCAUUUUAAGCUUAAAUAUGGAGUUUUGUAACUUAUGUGAUGAAAACGCUGUAGAAUCAGAAUAAAAUUUUACAGAUAUUGAUGAAGAACAUUUAAAUAUUUUAGUCAAUUACCAUCGCCAGGUUUGCGCAAGUUUAAAAAAGUGAGAAAAAUGUUUGUUUGAUUUUGUAAACAACAAAAUAGAAUUAUGUUUAUAGAAUUAUGU
Molecule: messenger RNA, 2215 nt
Organism: Ruditapes philippinarum (Manila clam)
Lineage: Eukaryota; Metazoa; Mollusca; Bivalvia; Venerida; Veneridae
Product: cytochrome P450 4A7-like
Exons: 12
Coding region: 184-1671 (495 amino acids)
Molecular function (GO): iron ion binding; heme binding; oxidoreductase activity, acting on paired donors, with incorporation or reduction of molecular oxygen
Source: RefSeq, a predicted model, not a curated record